CCAGUACGCCGUCAACAUGUAACUAAACGCAACCUUUCCUUUGGUACGACACCUAAAUCUGGACGAGGCAGACGUACUGCCUGUAUGAAGAAUGAACUCCCAGCCACCAAGUGGUCAGCCAGGGCAGGCCCCUGUAACGCCAGCUGCAACAUCCACAUCAACACCAGCAACCACAGCAUCAUCAAUUCCAACCACACCAACAAUCACACCAAUGCCAACUUUACCAACUCCAGUUCCCAGCUUACCAACAACAAUGGCUACAAUACCAACGCCAAUGCCUACUUUAACAAAAGAAUCCAGUCAACCUCCUGCCAAGAAGAUCAAGCUCAGUACACCACCAUCAGUUGUUCAGGAAUCUGCAGCAAAUAUUUCUGGUCCACCAUCUCAGGUCCUGACCAAUCAGACAUCAUCUGUAUUGACCAAUCAGACGCCUCCAAUUGUAUCCAAUCAGAUGUCACCUUUUCCUCCUGGAACCAUCAGCCUAACCAUCACCAAUGGUGUUAUCAACCUGAACGCGCCACCAGGUGGUGUGGCGGGGAAGGCGUCCAGUGUAACCCCAGGUGUGAGGGGCGCCCAGUCCACCAUCCUAGCUGGGGUAGCAGGAAGUCUGGUGAAGGGCCGAGGAGCUCGCAUGCCCUUGAAAAGCCACUCGCAGCAGGCAGGAGGAGUGCUUGCUACCAGUAUGCCCUUAAAGGGACACCCUCAACAAGCAUCCAGCUCACCCAUGGUAACAAGUCACACACAGCUCAAGAUUCCUAACCCCUCUACAUUCCCCAUGCGAGGCCCCACUCCCAUUCUCUCCCCCAGCCAGGCGCUCCCUGCAGGAGCCACCUUGACCGUGACUCUACCUGCCCGUACGUCUGUGCCGCUCCAGACAGUGGCUACAAUAGGGCAGCCCAUCAUGACUGCGGGAAUGACUGUCAAGGCACUCUCUCAGGACGGCUCCAGUCACUCAGCACCAGGUCAUUCCAUUCCAUUACAGCACAUGUCAGCUCUUCCUCGACAACCCAGUGCAGCUCGUUCUCCACAUCAGCAGGUCACGAUACACCCAAUAACACUGUUACCACGACAACCACUGCACACACAGAGACAGCAGCUAUUACAACGCCCAACCCGAUUUGCCCAGCAGCCGAUAAACAUGCAGAAUGCCCGACUUCCAGCCUCUCAUCCCAGCUUGCGUCCAGUGUCGGCACCACAGCUUACCUUCCAGAUUGCACCAGGAGCAUCUCAGGCAGCACAAGGACUAGGUCCAGGUCAACAGCUGCUGCAACAAAGGCCACAGUUACUUGCUCAGGCUCGGCCACAGCUGGUGAUUCAAACCGCUCGACCUCUGGUGCCCAGCACCCAGGUGACCAGCCCCAUGCUGCACUCGCCUCUUCUCCUGAAAGACCCCAUGCAGCAGGCAAUGGUUCACACCCCGAUAAUUCUGAAGGACCCGCCACCAUACCCGGGGCUGAAGACAGACGGCAUGACAUCCAUGGUGCUGCAGACCCAGCAGGGCAUGUCUGGCGGGGUCAUCAUGGCCUCUGAUCCAAAUAGCCGACCCCAAAAUGUCAUUGUGCCACCCCCUAUAGUGUCUUCCUUGGAAGCAGAAAGUGCUGGAAAGCCUGCAACAGCAGUGGGAGCUGCUCCUGCUGCUGAUGCAGGGCAUGGGGAAUCAAGGACAACCAUGGAAGCCACCGAGACAAAGAAGGGGGGACGAGAUGGAACUGGAACACAUAGAGGUCCAGAGGCACACCGAGCAAUGGAGGCACACAAGGGUCCUGAGGCAGCUGGGGAUGAGAGCAAGGUGAAGGAUGUUGGCAGUCAGCCAAGGAAUCUGUCCAAUGAGCAGAAACAGCCCGGUGUGAGGAAUCAUUCCGGUGAAGUGAAUCAGUCUGGUGUCAAGAGUCAGUCCAAUGACCAUGGUCAGACGGAGGCAGCUAAGGGUACACAUGGAGAUGACAAAGUGACAGAGGAACCUGCUGACCCAAUGGAUGCCAUGGUGUGGGAGGAUGGAGUAGCCACACUGCCUGGCAGCGACUUCAAGUUCAAGAUAAACGAGUUCGGUGCUAUGGAGUUGAUCACAGAUGAUGCUGCUGACAUCGAGGGUGCAAGAAACUCGGCAGCCAUUACCAACAACAAUCACUUAUCUGCAGCUCCUGCAGAUAGUGACCAAGGGCAGCAGCAGCAGCAGAGUGAUCCUCCUCGACCUGACAACACCAAGCCCUGUGACAACAGCAUCGCUGAUGUCGACACUACAACCACAGUAGUGAAGGUUGAACCAGGGACGGAGACUGGAAGUGAAGUGGUUGCAGUGAAGGAGCGAGUCGGUCCCGGACGACCAAGGUUGUUGUUGGGUAUGAAGAAGAAGAAACGCAAAUUAGUGAUGGGAGAAGAUGGUCGCCCAAAACUGAAGAUCAGCAUUCCUGGAAGUGAAGAAGAUGGUUUGAACAAACUUCCCUCAAUGCAAGGUCGCAAGUCACGGACAUUUUCCUGGAGCCAGUACCUCGAAGAGGAGCAUGCUGUGGAGGCAUCUGCCAAACUCUUCAAGAAUCCAUUUCCAGCCAGCCAGAAGCCUGGGUUCAAGGUGGGGAUGAAGCUGGAAGGCAUCGACCCCCGCCACCAGUCGCUCUACUGCGUGUUGUCAGUAGCUGAGCUGCAGGGACAUCGCAUACGACUACACUUUGAUGGCUACUCCGAGUGCUAUGACUUCUGGGCCAUGGCCGACUGCCCCUUCCUCUUCCCCACUGGCUGGUGUGAGAAGAACGGCAAAACCCUCCAGCCCCCUAAAAGGGUUUCCUGGAACAUGUAUCUGAAAAUGUCAAGAGCGCCAGCAGCACCUAAGUCCCUCUUCAUCAACCUGCCUACAACAUGUUCUGUGUUCUUCAGUCUGUUCUUCAGUCUGUUCCUCAGUUUCUUCAGUCUGUUCUUCAACACGAAGGACAUAGAGAAGUUCACCUGGGAGGACUACCUGCAACAGUCCAAGUCUUCAGCAGUCCCAGCUAGGGCCUUCAAACCACGUCCCCAGGUUGGGUUUGAGCCCGCCAUGAAGGUAGAAGUAGUGGACCGUCGCAAUCCAAGACUGAUGCGUGUUGCUACUAUAGCCGAGGCAGAAAACUAUCAGGUCAGGAUCCAUUUUGAUGGCUGGUCCGACGUCUACGACUACUACUUGGAAGACGACAGCCCGGAGAUUCGCCCUGUUGGCUGGUGCCGCAAGACGGGACAUGUCCUUGAACCGCCACUCAGUCCAUCUGAGCUGGCAUCUUCCCCCAGUCAAGGAGGGUGCCCCACCCCUGGCUGUAGGGGUGUCGGCCACAUCAAGGGGGCCAAGUAUGUCGGCCAUCACAGUGCAUUCGGCUGCCCAUAUUCUACCAUGAACAUGAACAAAGAGACCACAUUGCAGGACCGCCUCGGCUCCACCCGGUCUGAGGACUCUCUACCCACUCCGCUGUCAGCCCGCAGCAAGCUGGACUACCCAUCGUCCCCUGAGGCCAAGAAAUGUCCUACACCAGGCUGUGAUGGUUCGGGUCACAUCACAGGCAAGUUCACUGCUCAUCACAAGCUGUCUGGAUGUCCUCUAGCAGAGAAGAACCUUCUCAAGUUUAGACAGAAAGAAGACAGUCCACCAAAGCCAUAUUUUGGUGCCAAACGGGGUCGAAAAAGACACAAGUUCCUGAGAUUCGGUGAGCGUGUAGAACGACAGUUCCGGGUCAAGGAGGAGAUCAAGGAAGACACAGAGGCUGUUCACCAGGAGAUCCACCAGUCAGUCUUUAUGUCGGCCAUGGCUCCCAACCCUGCGCGUGACCUCCCUCUGUGCUGGGAACAGCACUCUAAGCUGUUGCCAGGCGUCGACAAGAUCAGGGCUGGCACUGUAUCCAAGUGGACCAUCACAGAGGUGGCUGACUUUGUGCAGACACUCCCAGGCUGUGAGGAACAGGGCAAGGUCUUUCAGGAGGAGCAAAUUGAUGGAGAAGCGUUCCUUCUCUUGAAUCAAACUGACAUUGUGAAGAUCAUGAAUAUAAAGCUUGGUCCUGCUCUCAAGAUCUUCAACAGCAUACUUAUGUUCAAAAGUGCCAACGAAGCGUGAUGCAGAUAGAAGCGACAUAGUGCUAGGUUGCCCAACACAUAGUGUAGCAUAAUAUGCAGAGUGGAUGUUGUCAUAGUUCGAUGAUUGCAUCAUCGUGUAGAGGUCAAGGUCAACUGUGGCUGUAUGUGUAGUGCACUGUGUAAAACACAGAACAGGGCCAUGUCGUGCACUGUGCGACACGCGUGUGCCCGAUGUUGUGAUGUGGCAACAGUGUUGUAAUGUGGUGCAAGGCAUCAUGUGGUGUACAGGAGAUGCCUUUGUGUUUGGGAUACGCAAAACUGACAUUUAUUACCAAUGCAGGCCUCAUGGUCUUUAUGAAUUGGAGAGGGCAUAGGCCACAGAAGAAGAAUUAAGAUGGCGCAAGUGUUGUGCGACAGUUGGCAGCCAUGAUGACCUGUGUGUGUGUUAACUGACAGAAUGUGACAUGUCCCGUUCAGAAGAAUCAAGAUGGCACAAGUAUUGCGCGACAUUGGCAGCCAUGAUAACCUGUGUACGUGUUAACUGACAGAAUGUGACAUGUCCCGUUCAGAAGAAUCAAGAUGGCACAAGUAUUGCGCGACAUUGGCAGCCAUGAUAACCUGUGUGUGUGUGUUAACUGACAGAAUGUGACAUGUCCCGUUCUGACGGAAUGUGUCAGUGAAAAUCUGAGGUCGUGAUGAUGUUUUUGCAACAAUGUUUAAAAUGGCAGCACGACUCCCAGUGAUAACUCCCUGCAUAAUGAGUACAGAUGGUGACUUGGUGCUGUCUAAGACAUAAUACUGCAACCAUACUCCUGCUGUGUAGGAGUGUAUAAGUGAUAGAACCAGUCCUUGUGUGGUGUCUUCUGGUGAUACAGGUGAUAGAGUUUAUGCAUUCUUGUUCUCAUAGAGUCUGAGACACUGUUACAGCUUGUUGUUUGAUUACACUGCAUGUGUAAGUAAAAUGUGAAUGCAUGUUAGCAAAAUGUGCACCUUGUUUCCUUUCGUUGCACUUCUCACACUAACCUCUGGUCGUAUUGAUGACCCUAAUAUGUGAAAGAGUAUAAAAUGCUCUCAAAAGUAUAAUUCUAGAAUUUAUGGAUGACCUCUCAUCACUAGGCUGACCGCUAGAGAUGACCUUGUUACAGAAGGUUGACCUGUAGAGGUCAUCAUGAUCCAGUGGGCACACCCCUAGAUGUGACCUUGUUACUGAGGGCAGACACCCAAGAGGUGACCUUGUUGCAUAAGGUUGAUCUGUAGAGGUCAUCUUCCAACAGUAGGCAGACUCCAGAGGUGAUGUAGGUUGACCCUUUGAGGUGACCUUGCUUAAGUAGGCUGACCACUAGAAGUGAUAGUACUACCAAGAUGAUCUCGAAUGUUCCAUGAUGUUCACCUCAGGAGAUAACCAUGAUGCUUUUGACUGAUCUCUGCAAGUGAUCUGUUUCACAGGUUUACCACCAGAGGUGACCUUCAUGUUUUAAAAUUUCUCCCGAGGUGACCUUGGUAUAUCAUCUAACUUCUAGGGGCUACCUUGAUACUGCAGCUGAUAUGUAGAGGAGACGUUUGUACCUGAGUGAGUGUUGAUGUAUGACUUUGGUACAUGAAAUUGCUUGUAGUUUCAUCUUGGUACCUCAGAUUAGUAGUAGAGGAUACAUUGUCUACAGGUGACCUUGGUACCACAGCUUGCUUCCUCAGUUCCUCAGCUUAGUUGUCGAGGGGACUUUGGUACAUUGUCUGACCUCUAGAACUGACCUUAGUAUCUGAGGCUUACCUCUACAGGUGACCUUGGUACUUGAGCUUGCUUGUAGAGUUGAUCUUGGUGCACCUCUAGAAAUGAUCAUUGAACAGGAGGCUUUGUAUGUUGAGUAAUUCCUAGUGCCUUUAUAAGAGGCGAUCUGUGACCUAGCGGGAUCAUUGUGGGUGACAGCUCGGACGGCUGUGUAGAGGGUGGUCUGUUGAUUGUUUCUUUAGCCCUGUGGGACUUUGUACUACUAUUGUUUCUAUUAUUAUUGUUAUUGCCUUACUGGUAUCUGCUGACAGCUCACAGUGCUCAAUGGGGGAUAUGUUAUUGAGGGUGCAUGACAUGCUAAUGAUACGGGAGGGGUUAGAUACUAGUGAGACCCCUAGUGAGACCCGUAAGUGCUAGUAAUAUGGGUGGGGUACAAACACUAGUGAUAUGAUAUAGAACAAACUUUAUGGAUAACAACUUCUAUUUAUUCGUGAGUGCGACGUUUCGAUACAGAUUCUUGUACCGUUGUCAAGCAUAAUGGAACAUGAAGAAGGGGGAAGUAUAUAUAUACUGGAUGUAACAAUGUAACAAAGAAAACAACAUAAUUAACAUAAUUAUGUUGUUUACAGACACUAGUGAUAUGGGGGGGUACAGACACUAGUGAUAUGGGGGUACAGACACUAGUGAUAUGGGUGGGGUACAGACACUAGUGAUAUGGGGGACACAGAUACUAGUGAUAUGGGUGGGGGUACAGACACUAGUGAUAUGGGUAUAUGGACACACUAGUGAUAUGGGGGUACAGACACUAGUGAUAUGGGGUACAGACACAAGUGAUAUGGGUGGGGUACAGACACUAGUGAUAUGGGGGUACAGACACUAGACAUAUGGUGAUAUGGGGGGUACAGACACUAGUGAUAUGGGGGUACAGACACUAGUGAUAUGGGGGAUAUAGUACAGACACUAGUGAUAUGGGGGGUACAGACACUAGUGAUAUGGGUGGGGGGUACAGACACUAGUGAUAUGGGUGGGUGGUACAGACACUAGUGAUAUGGGGGUACAGACACUAGUGAUAUGUGGGGGUACAGACAAGUGAAUUGCUUGGGGUACAAUCAGUGAUGAUAGUGACAUCUGAGGGACUGAAGGUUCAGAAGGUUAUAUGGGUGGAGUUGGGUGCUCACACUAGUGAUACGGGUGGGCUUCACAACAUGCUGUUGAUGUAGGUUGGGGAGGGGCAGGGUACACACCAGUGAUGUGGGUACACUUACAAGAUGCAGUUGAUAUUGGAAGCGUGGUGGGGACACCUAAUGAAGUGGGUGGGAUACAUUGAUAGGAAUUGAUGCAUUGGGUGUACACCAGAGGGGUAUGGGCAUCAAUAGAGAGGGAUGGGUCUGGUGGGUGAUGCUUUGUUAUGUCUUACUGGAAGAUGUUUCUUGAGGGGGUGAAAUAACUUGUAUUCAACACAUUCAUCUUUGUCUCAAAUAAAAGAUUUUUAUUCACCA
Haliotis rubra (blacklip abalone) is the source of this 7254-nucleotide messenger RNA. RefSeq lists its product as uncharacterized. Gene Ontology annotation, biological process: regulation of DNA-templated transcription. Gene Ontology annotation, molecular function: protein binding; zinc ion binding. Gene Ontology annotation, cellular component: nucleus. The transcript has 19 exons. Lineage: Eukaryota; Metazoa; Mollusca; Gastropoda; Lepetellida; Haliotidae. The record is from RefSeq and is a predicted model, not a curated record. Bases 92 to 4069 code for a protein of 1325 amino acids.